AAUUUCAGGAGUGAAUGGGGAAAAGAUGGAGUGAAAGAGGAAAUGAAAGGUGUCAGUUGAAGAGCAGUGGGUAUAGCAUUCCCAUGUUUAUCGAGAAUAAGUAUAACAGAAAUCAAAAUUUUUUUUCAUGUUAUGCGAUUCCCAUUUCAGGAUUUCCACCCAAUACUUUGCUUUGCUUCCUCAAGGCUUAAAUCCCAUAUUCUCUUCUUUAUCUCUGCCGCCUCUUUUUGCGGGGUUUCUCUCACACUCCAAGAGCUCUCUGGGUUGAGAUUUUCCGAGAAAAACAGGGUCUCAUCUGGUUCAGAUUCACUGCAGCAAUUUCUUUUGCACAUGCUUGUAAUGUAUGUUUCCUUAAUUGAGUAGAAACUAUACAUAAGAGCCAUGCAAAAGGACAACACUACCAGCGCCCUGCCAACACCUGCUGCACGUGUUCGGCAGCGUAAACGCUCAAAUGAGGUUCCUCCAGAGGCUAGUAAAGCAAAUGGAAACCAUCUUCUUGCUGAUGAUCGGAACAAAUACAGGUCUAUGUGGAUCCGAGCACGCUCAACAGUCUGGAUGAUUGGGGGAUUUGCAUUAAUCAUCUACAUGGGUCAUCUCUACAUUUGGGCCAUGGUGGUUGUCAUCCAAAUCUUUAUGGCAAGAGAGCUGUUCUGUCUACUCAGGAAAACUCAUGAAGACAGUCAUCUCCCAGGUUUCAGGCUAUUAAAUUGGCACUUUUUCUUCACAGCAAUGCUAUUUGUAUAUGGCCGCAUUCUCAGUCAACGGCUGGUCAAUACAGUAACUCCUGACAAAUUCUUAUAUAAGCUUGUGGGCAACCUUAUCAAGUAUCAUAUGGUUACUUGUUAUUUCUUGUACAUUGCAGGUUUUAUGUGGUUUAUUCUUACGUUAAAGAAGAAGAUGUACAAGUAUCAAUUUGGCCAGUAUGCAUGGACACACAUGAUUCUAAUUGUGGUGUUUACCCAGUCUGCCUUCACCGUGGCCAACAUUUUUGAAGGAAUUUUCUGGUUUCUUCUUCCAGCAUCACUUAUUGUUAUCAAUGAUAUUGCUGCUUAUAUCUUUGGUUUCUUCUUUGGAAGAACACCUUUGAUUAAGUUAUCUCCAAAAAAAACUUGGGAAGGUUUCAUUGGGGCAUCUAUUGCAACUAUCAUCUCUGCAUUUGUGCUUGCAAAUAUCAUGGGUCGUUUUCAGUGGCUAACAUGUCCAAGGAAGGAUUUAUCAACUGGUUGGCUUCAUUGUGAUCCUGGUCCGUUGUUUAAGCCAGAGUAUUUCGAUUUAUCAGGAUGGGUUCCUAGAUGGUUUCCUUGGAAGGAGGUCUCCAUUUUACCAGUUCAGUGGCAUGCUUUAUGUGUCGGUUUGUUUGCAUCAAUAAUAGCACCUUUUGGAGGAUUUUUUGCAAGUGGCUUUAAAAGAGCUUUUAAGAUCAAGGACUUUGGCGAUAGUAUUCCUGGACACGGUGGAAUUACUGAUAGAAUGGAUUGUCAGAUGGUGAUGGCGGUUUUUGCAUACACUUAUCAUCAGUCAUUUGUUAUGGCUCAAAGCUGCUCGGUUGAGAUGAUUCUGGAACAGAUAUUGAUGAACCUUACCUUUGAGGAGCAGCAAGAUCUGUACGUUAAGCUAGGGCAAAUGUUCCGGGAGAGGCAGUUCAGACAAUCUUAAAUCCUCCAGCAUAUUCGUUACAUGGUGGCUGAUCCCCGAAAGAAAAAGAAAAAGUUUAGUUCUGUACAUGGUAUUGUAUUUCUUCGGUCAUUCCAUUCAAAUAUGUUGCUGAAGGUGUUGUUCUUUGGUGCACGCACUCUGUACAGUGCUUGUUAGCCAUUUAAUAUACAUAAAAUUUUUAGCCAUCUCUCACUUAGAUGGUGAUUCAUGGGACAGAUCUGUUCUUGGGUUCUGUUCUGUUCUUCAUACUGUUUGAUAUUUUUGUGACCAAUUCUGGAGAAAAUAACAGGUUUUUAGGGUUGUGA
Messenger RNA from Vitis vinifera (wine grape), 1961 nucleotides. Its product is annotated as phosphatidate cytidylyltransferase 1. Gene Ontology annotation, cellular component: endoplasmic reticulum membrane. NCBI's taxonomy places the organism in Eukaryota, Viridiplantae, Streptophyta, Magnoliopsida, Vitales, Vitaceae. Bases 382 to 1656 code for a protein of 424 amino acids. The transcript has 12 exons. Gene Ontology annotation, molecular function: phosphatidate cytidylyltransferase activity. The record is from RefSeq and is a predicted model, not a curated record.